Molecule: messenger RNA, 942 nt
Organism: Daphnia magna
Lineage: Eukaryota; Metazoa; Arthropoda; Branchiopoda; Diplostraca; Daphniidae
Exons: 3
Coding region: 350-745 (131 amino acids)
Source: RefSeq, a predicted model, not a curated record
GUGUGACAACUUAUAGAGGGCUCUCCCAAAAUUUCACAAAGUUACGACGCACUAAGCAGAAAUUACAGUUAAACGCGUGGUUUUGGUGGCAAAACUUUUUUUCGAGCCUCUCAGAACUUUUUGUUUGGUGUUAAGUGUAGGCGAAUUACAGUUUAAAAACAAUAACAGGCUUUUAAACGAAUAGUUCAACUAUUUAAAGAAAAAACAAUCGAAGUUGUAAAGUUUUCAACUAAUAAAGUUUUUAUUUUAUUUGUGGAAAACAAAGCUGUGGGGUAAGUUGGCCAAAAUGUAACGGGGUAAAGUGUCUUAAGUGCCAAAGAUUUUAAUUUGUUUUAUUUAUAAUUUGCAGAUGAGAAAUUAUAUACGAAAAACCGAAAGGAAUAGGAAUAUUACUCCACAAAUAAUAAGAAAAGCCGCUCGUCUGGUAAAAAUGGAAAAAUGGAAUAUUGUUCAUGCUGCAAAAGAGUUCAACAUACAUCAGAGAACUCUUUCUCGAUAUUGUGCGACCAUGACAGAUGAAGAUCUUGACAGUGAUUCAACACCGGCCUUUAAGAUUGAUUUUCCAGCCAAGAAGAAGAGCUUGGUUUGCUUGGUUUGCCAAGAGCCUUAUUCGGGAAGCACAACUUCCUGGAUUGAAUGCGGCCAAAGUAAGGAAUGGGCUCAAGAAAAAUGCGUAAGCGAAGAGAGCGUAACUGAGCAGCAUUACUGGUGUGACAAUUGUAUUCAGUCUCUAGGAAUGCACUAGAUCACUACGUAGCACCCAACGACUCAGAAGAUGUGUUUUCCUACCAAAAACUGUUCCCGUUACACAGAAACAAUGAAAAAUUGCAGACAACUUACCCCACAGGUUCAGACAACUUACCCCAGCUAUGGGGCAAUUUUGCCGUCUUUUUUUUCUCUUUAUUUUCUCAUUUUUGAAUGAAUAAAAACUUGAAAUGGAAA